Megalobrama amblycephala (Wuchang bream) is the source of this 3910-nucleotide messenger RNA. RefSeq names its product beta-1,4 N-acetylgalactosaminyltransferase 1-like. Gene Ontology annotation, biological process: UDP-N-acetylglucosamine metabolic process; UDP-N-acetylgalactosamine metabolic process. The record is from RefSeq and is a predicted model, not a curated record. Bases 1297 to 2664 code for a protein of 455 amino acids. NCBI's taxonomy places the organism in Eukaryota, Metazoa, Chordata, Actinopteri, Cypriniformes, Xenocyprididae. The transcript is spliced from 11 exons.
CUGGUGAUAGCCAGACAAAGAACUCACAGUACCAUUCAAUCAAUAUUUUUGGUGCAUCCAUGACAUUGGUCUGAGAUUUGAAGUUGUUCAGUGAAAGGUGCCACCUACGCAGCCACAUCAGUUUUGUUCUUUCUGUGCCAAAGCUUGUUGCUUAAAAUCCGUUCCAGAGCGCGUUUGCUCAGAGCUUCAAUGCCGUUCCGCUAAUAAGACAAGAAUGUCAUCAUUAGAAAAAGCAUAUUUAAAAUAUGUUAAACACGUUAAUGUGUUCAAAAUUUGUGUCGGGUCACGUCAGCAUCAGAUCAACAAUGAGUAGCAAGUCAUAAUUUCGAUUUAGUUAUGUCAUAAUUUCGACUUUUAAUUUUUUUCUAAUGUGGCGGAAAUGGGCUUCCAUACAUUAUGAACUAUUGCGCUCUGCCAAAAUUACCUAAAUUGGCUCUGACUUAGUUUAAAGAUUUAAUGCCAUGUCAGCAGCCUAGACUAUUUUUAUGGCAAAAACUGGGUAAAAAAAACUGCAUCAUUUAAAACAAUAGAUUAAAAUUAAAAUUAUAACAUUUUUAUCUGGUUAGAUCUUAUUCAUUAAAUAAAGCUUAAAAGCUAACAAAAUAUGAUUAGGAAAAUGGAAAAGAUAAAUGGAGCUGGGCAUGGAUUACUGGGUUGAUAACAAAGGCUGAAUAUAUAGGUGUCAUGUAUGUUUCAUCCUGAUAAUAUUGUUACUGAUGUGUGUUUGGCCUUGUAUUUUGAAAUUUUGGCCUUUAGUAUCUGGGUUAUCAAAUGAUCAGACUGCAAUAAUGAUGAAUGUUUUGUGUCAGCUUGUUCAUUGUUAAAUUACUGCUUACUUCGAAAACCAACAAAGGAAGUGGAAAAGGUGCAAAUGUGUUUGACUAGAUAGCAUGGAAUUCAGUGGUCAUCUGCUAAGUUUUACUUUCUUUUUUUAUUCUUCUGAUCCAUAUAUGGUAAUAUGUGUUAUGAUUGGUUUGGGGUAACAAGGAACAAUAAGAGGGGUAUAUAAGACAGCACUGUGUGAGGAUGUUCUUCUCUGUAGAACUCUGUAUCUGCAUUGAACAACCUUCUUGCAAGAAUAAAAUCAACACAGACAUUUUAAAUAUUUGUGUCAUUACAUUCUCAUCACUAAAGGAAUAAAGAAUUUUUCCACAACACCUUUCAAAAGAGACCUUAGGAAUGCUAUGGAGUAGAUUAUAUGUAUUUUUGUUCAUUGCCUCAACAACAAUGCAUGCAUGAGAAGACUCCAUCUCAUAGCUUUUCUAAUAAAAAAGGCAUUUCUUGAUCAUCCCGAUUAUGAAGUACAAAUGCUACAUCCUGCUUGGUACUACACUGACCAUUUGCUUAUUACAAAGUGGAGUGUUGAAAGUCAUGAAAAACAUACUAGCAUCCCAGAACGUUAUAUCACCGUGUGAACUCACCAAGCAAUUUGUUCCAAAAGAUGAACUAGAUGACAUCCUUGAACGAAGAGCAAAGGAGUUCAGUCAACACCAACUCAGGAUGAAGACAAAUGCAAAAAUUCUUAUUGCCAAAGCCAACUGCCCACUCCAGUAUCCUACUGGUUUCAGGGUAGCUCCUCUGCAGAAAAGUUUGAUACCAGGUCUCGCUCUUCAAACACAAAAAAGAAGGGUAACAACAAAAAAGAGGGAGGUGUACAAGGUGUCUUUGAGUGUGAAGAGUGGAGUGCUUUCAGUGGAGAAUGUUCUGGAUGGACAGCAGGUGGAUGGACAGGGUCAGAGCGAACUAAACAUCUCAUCCAGCAACCUCACAAAACUCAAUGAUCUGCUGUCUAGAGUGACAUACACCAGUACCAUCUAUCACAUUUAUACAAUUGACAUGGUUCAUUUCUCUUUUGAGGACCAUGAGGCCAUGUUUCCCAUCAUAAUUAGGAGACCAACAGUUCCUGUUCUUUAUGACCCCGGAAAAGAUAUCAACUCACAAGUGACCAUAAUUACCAAGACAUUUCUGAGGUAUAAGGAGCUGAAAGUCCUCAUCCAGAGUAUCCGAGAGUUUUACCCAAAUAUCAAGAUCAUUGUUGCAGAUGACAGCCUGAAGACUGAGGAUGUGUCUGGAAACAACAUAGAGCACUACAUCAUGCCUCCUGCACAGGGCUGGUUUGCAGGCAGAAAUCUGGCACUAUCCCAACUCACAACUAAAUACUUUCUGUGGGUCGACGAUGACUUUGAGUUCUUGAAGGAGACACGGAUCGAGAGUUUUGUGGAGAUUAUGGAAGCGAUUCCAGAUCUAGAUGUUGUUGGUGGUGAGGUCUCAGGUGACCAGUUCCAGUUCAUUCUUGAGUAUGAUGAGGGAACCAAAAAAGAAGGUGGCUGUCUAAGGCGUAUUAAAGGAGGGUUUCAUCAGCCACUUUCAGGCUAUAACGGAUGCUUUUUUGUGGAUGGUGUCACAAAUUUUUUCUUGGGGAGGACUGAAGCGGUGCAAAAAAUUGGCUUUGACCCAUUCCUUAAAAGAGUUGGACACACCGAGUUCUUCAUUGAUGCCCUUGGAAAACUGCUGGUUGUUUCAUGCAAGGGUCUUUCUAUCGGUCACCAGACACACCGGGAACAGAAACAAUAUGACUCAUACCGGACUCAAGAGAAACUUGAAGAGGAGAGAAAACUGGCUCACCAUUUUUUUAAGAAUUAUCUCAAAUGUAUCAAGUACUGAUUAGUAUUUAGUACUGAUCAUUUUGGGAAAUAAUGGACAACAAAUCUGAUUAUCGAUUAAUCACAUCUGUGCACUGUGAACAGAUAACAUCUGCCAGUCACUUUACGUAGUGAAAAAAGCAUUUCAAUGGACAAAAUGCACCUGAAGAAUAACAGAGGACAGAGUGACUUGCUGCGGGAGAAGUGCACAGCAUAAGUUGCCCUAAACACAAGAAUGCUUUAUAUGAAGAGCUUCAAAAUAAAUACAUAAGCAUAACGUUUAAUGUAACUUGCCCUGUGUGAGCGUAGAGUUUGAGACAUGAUUUGUCAUGAUAAAAUGCCAUUUACUUUCACCCUCUGAGUUCUAUUUGUCAAGAAAUAGAACACAGAGGGUGAAAGUAAAUGGCAUUUUAUCAGAUGUAUUAUGUUCAUCCACUGGUUCACCCCAGGGCUGUGUUCUUUCACCUUUAUUUUAAAUUUUGUAUAUGAAUAUGUGCCAAAGUAACCAUGUAAAUAGGACUAUAUUGAAAUUUGCUGAUGAUUUGAUGAUUGUCUCCAGGAUAACAGAUCACUCAGUUGAGGCUUUUAAUUGGCGUAUACAUCACACAGGUAAAAGACCAAAUAUAAGAUCCUUCAGACUGUAGGUCAACAUUUGCAUUUCUCCAUCAUUAUGUAUAUCACAACAUUCAGAUUUUAUUUGAAAUGCUUUGAAAUGGUGUGACUUGUCAGUUUACACACACCUAGGUGGAUUGUGCUACGGGACAAGGAACUGGAUCAAGGAGACCUCCAUGUCAGCAGUCACAUAUUACUGGUCUGUGCCUCUGUAAAGAGAGAUCAGAUAUCACAGUAUUCCUGUUUCUUGCCAUUUCAUCCAUUGUCGUUAAGGAUAUAGCGCUACCUGAUCAUUUCUGUAUUUUCUUUGAUAUAUUGAUCUCUCCGACUGUUGAAGUUAGAUCUAUCUCGGUCAAAAAGCGAUGCUUAAAUGAGAAUACUAGUGCACUGUUUAUGAAGGCUAUAUCUUUAACACCAAGCAUAUCUGCAGACUCUGUUGAUUUUCUCCUUGAUUCUUUUAACUCAAAAGUACAGAAUGUUAUUGAUAACAUUGCUCCAGUGAAUGUCAGGAAGAAAAGUAGCAGACAAAAUGCACCGUGGAGAAACUCAACAGCAGUGCAAAAUAUGAAAAGACACUGCAGAAAAGCUGAGCGCAUAUGGCGAAAGACAAAACUUGAAAUCCACUAUAACAUCUAUAAAGAUAUCCUUCAUGCUUU